Molecule: messenger RNA, 2391 nt
Organism: Theileria orientalis strain Shintoku
Lineage: Eukaryota; Apicomplexa; Aconoidasida; Piroplasmida; Theileriidae
Exons: 1
Coding region: 1-2391 (796 amino acids)
Source: RefSeq, a predicted model, not a curated record
AUGAAAAUUUUUAAUGCAGUUCAUGUUUUAAUCUUUAACUUUAUCUGUAUAAUAAUUUUUACACCCAUCUCAAGAUUUGUGUGCUCAAAUUCAAUAUACCAAAGGAUUCCUCCCGUGGACGUAUCGAACCCUAACGGCACUGUUAUAUUUGAUGUGUUACGUGAGACAGAUGAUUUCUACCCACUAGGUUUAAUUUCAAACCCUUCAUCAGGAUCCCGGGAGUUCAUCGUGGACGAUUCGGUUACAUUCGGUAAAGAUAUAACGAUAGUAUUCGGGACCAAAUACGUAUCGUUAAGCCCAUUUGCAAGAAAUAUACGACUCACCGCCAAAGUGGUUAAUUUGAGGCAACACGUGUACAUAGACUAUGACUUAAACGGAACAAGAAUUGUAAAGAAAUACCACGAACAAGGAAUAGCUGGACCCGGUCAACCGAAGUCAUUUAAAUUCGUUCAAACAGAAUCCUCAUUUGAAGUAGAUGUAUAUGAAGGUUCAGAUAAAGAAAGCGAUGCAUCAAGUGAGGGCUCAGACCUGGAGGAAAGUAAACCAAAGAAAAAAAUGUAUAUCACCCCCCGUGGAACUGUAAUUGAGUAUAGUGAUUACGAGGAACAUAGUCAAUCAUCAGGGGAUGAGAAGGUGUCGAAAGCUAAAGAACAAGACGCAUCUAAACCAGAAGCUAUAUCAGUCCAAGUUCAAGAUUCAGGCGUAUUAACCAUACCGUCAGACGGAUCACCUAUAAUAGGUGCUCCACUUUCAGCGCCAGCUGCCUCCGAAGGUGCCAUACCCAGUACCGUCGACGUUACUGCUGGAGCGGUCCAAGACACUUUCCAAGAAGUCACCACUCCAGUUGAACAAACUGAGCAACCAACAGCUAUCGUUCAUGUGGCUCAACCUUCUGAAAAAAUAGAAAUACUAGAUGAAGACUUAUCAUCAAAGGCCGGCUUUAAAUCUGCUGACAUCGUUAAGGCUCCGAAUGACGAUUUCCGCUGCGUUUGGUUUGAAAACAACGCAUCCAAUGAAGUGUACAAAAGGAUCACGUUCAAAAAUCAUACAUUUCCUCUGUCAAAAAGCGCAGACGCGUUUGAAGUGUGUUACAUGGAAUACGACCCAGGCAAAUACAACAUGGUCGUGUCCUCUCAGUUCUCAUCGAUAGUUGUUGAGCAGAUUUACAGGCUCGGAGGUGAUGGGAUAGAAGCACUAGUGACGUUUGAACCCUUUGUCGGACUGCAGUCAUACACAGAGAGAAGAAUGCCUGCCGACCAACAACAAUCCACAUCACCAUUUGAACUGUCACUAGAUAAUUUCACUCCGGACGCAAACUCGUCCUAUGACAAGGUCGAGGCCGGAAAGUGCACGGUUUACCGAUACAAGGACGGCUUAGAAGACGAUUCGCGCAUAGGACCUGUGACCUCACUCAAAUUCGGAGACACUACCUAUGCCAUACCCUCGCCGAAGAAGUUUGUGAUGGUCUCCAAGUGCCACCCACAUUUGUCGACAUACUACGUGGUAAUCAUGCUCAAGGACUUCUUCCAAUACGAAAGCGUGGUGUUCUACAGCGUAAACGAUAAGAUGUAUCGCAAGAAGAAUCUCCUAGAGGACGACGAGAGACUAGAGCUCAUAAACAUGACCUCAAAAGUAUGGCACAAAAGACAGUCGAGUGGCGCAAUGGGCAACUUCGCAGACGGAAAAGAUGACCAGGUCGAAGUCCUCUGUCUGAGCCAGUUCACCAAGAAACUGACAAAUCAACCGCUCCACUGCAAGUCAAUUGAGCAGCUAUCCAACUUCCAGCUGCUCUACCACGGAGAGGACUUAACCAACAUUGUGUUCCCGAAGCGUUCGCCGAAGUCGUCAGUCCUCAUCGGGAACGCAAUCUUCGACCUGAACACUGACAAUAACAACGAAAAGUACAUAUACCUGUCGCACCCGGCCAAGGAGCCAAUAAGCCUGUUGGUGGAGAACAGCGACAAGGAGAACUACUCGAUGGCUGAGAGGACGUUCGGCAGCAACCUGUUCCUGCCGCUGACCAACUCCUUCGGCAGUCUCCACCACAGGUCGAACAAGAAGGACCUGAACUUUGGCCUGUACAGGAGCAACCUGUAUGGAAUCACCUGGGACUACAACGACUACCUGAAGAAGUUCUACCUCUUCCCCUCCAAGUUCCCCGACUACUGCCUCGGGGACCUGACCUUCUGGAACAUGAAGAUCAUGUCCAACAAGGAGGAGGGGUACAAGCAGAUAACAUCCGAAAAGAACCUGAAGAUCGACAAGGUGAACGUUAUCAUCAUGCUCCAGGACACAAAGAUCGUGCUCGAGGUAUCAGUCGACAAGAACAAGUUUACGAAGGUGGAGGUGAACACCGCAAAAUCCAGUGUCAUCAAACGGGACGAACUUUAG